UCCUUGUGAAAUUGUUGUCUGCUGUUGUGAACAUUCAACACUGUAAACCAUGAAUAAGAAACAAUCUUCAAGUUCUGAAGGGAAGAGCAAGCGUCAGGCUUAUGAUAAUGCUUUUAAGGCUCGUGUUAUACAGGCAGCAGAGGAAUCUAAUAAUAAUUGUGCAACCGCUUUGGUUUUCGAUGUCAGUGAGUCGACAGUUCGUGAUUGGCGCAGGGCCAAAGAAGCAAUCCUAAAUGGUCGGAGCGAUCAAAAAAGGCAUCGUACACGUAAGGGACAAACUCCAUUGGGAAUAUUGGAGUCUGAGGUCAAAGCAUGGAUCCUUGAGCAGCAGAAAAAAGGAGUUUCUCUCACCAGAAUUCAAAUUCGAAAAAAAGCAUGGACAAUGUCCAAAGAAGCCAAAUAUGUAACUGACUGCGAAGGAUUUCAAGCUUCUACUGGGUGGUAUUCGAGAUUCAUGAAAAGGUCUGGACUCGGGAGUUUGACAGAAAUGAAGGAUAGAGCAACAGUUGAAGAUGAUGAUUUUAAGGGCGAAGGGUCCGAGGUUACCAUAGAGACAGACAUGGCUGAACUGACAGAGCCUGUGGACCACAUGGGGGACCAUGAUACAGCUGUCAAUGUGAAGAGGGAGGCUGCAGGGUCAACAUUGGAUGGAGAACAUUCAAAUGAAAGUGAAGCUAGUUCGCCGCCUGCAGAUUCAAACGCCAGUCCUGUGGUUGCCUCUGAGAAUUCUGGGAUAUCACUGAAAGCUGAAAGGACAGAGGUGAAAGUUGACGAGCCAUGGGAAAUACCGGAAUCAUCAUGUGUAUCUCUGGAUGCCUGUGUUACAAACACUGAAGAGAACUCUGUGUGCAUUCCUUGUGGACCAGGUGAUACUGAUAGUGGUGAGGUUACAGACAAACCAAGUGAUAUGGAUGUAGAUACAAUUGUUAACUCUGGAAAUAGUUGGAAUCACAUGACUGAAAAACAAAGCGACAUUGAUGGUUUAAUUUUAGAUAUGAAUAAGGAUACAAGAGGAGAGGUUUGUGAAACAGUAAAUGCAUUUAGUAGUGAACAUUCAUCAAAUCCUGUUGAAAUGGAGACAGAAGAAUCACAAACGUAUUAUCCAGAGAAAUCAUUUCUUCAGGAUGAGGAAUCAAAUCAUGAGGUUGUGAAUGUAACACAUGAAUCUGCUAUUCACAAUGUCACUGUACCAGAAGAGUCUAUUGCUUUGUCAACUAUGAUCUCAGAAACUGAAGUCCAAGGUGAUGUCAGUGCUGUUGAAGCAAUGGAAGAUUCAGUGGUCAGUGACAAUCCUAGUCAAAAACAAGGUCAAGCUGAUGAUGAAGUGGAUAUUACAGAAGACCUGGAUAGUAUCACUGAGAAUUCUCCCGCAAUUGUGGAACCAGCUAGAGAAUUGGAUACUGAUGCAUAUAAUAGAGAGUCAAUGGGUGAAGUUGAAGAAGUAACAAAAUCAGAUGCUGACAGCAAUGAGUUGCUGAAUGAAACAGAUGCUGAUGCUUUAGUAGACAUUUCAGAGUCUCAUGCUACUGUUGAAGAUUCUACUGUAAAAGAUGAUAUUGCUGAUGAACAUUCAGAUAUUGCCACUGCGACACAAAUAGGUUUGGAAGCAGCUGACAAUGCAGAAGAGCUGCCAGUUGAAGCAGUUGAACCUGAAAAUGUGCCCAAAGCAUUCCAAGUUACAGAAGAGUCAAAUGAGAAAAUGUAUGAAACAGAUGUUAAAGAUAUAUAUGAUACCCCAAUGGAAGAACCUACACAUAGAACUACCAGUGAACAUGAAGAAAUUCCAAAUGUAAUCAACAGUGAACUUGAAGGACUUGAAGAAAUUUCACAUGAAACCAAUAGUGAUCAGGAAGAUCCUCCAAAUGAAACCAACACCGAUACCCCAAUGGAAGAACCUACAAAUAGAACUACCAGUGAACAUGAAGAAAUUCCAAAUGUAAUCAACAGUGAACUUGAAGAACUUGAAGAAAUUUCACAUGAAACCAAUAGUGAUCAGGAAGAUCCUCCAAAUGAAACCAACACCAACAAUGAGCAUGAACUUCCAAAUGAAGCCAAAAUUGAACAUAAAGAACCUCUGAAUGAAACCAAAAGUGAGCAUGAAGAACCUCCAAAUGAAACUAAUAGUGAGCUUCCGGAACCUCUAAAUGAAACCAACAGUGAACAUGAAAAACCUGCACAUGAGAUCAACAUUGAACACGAAGAACCGCCAAAUGAAACCAAUAGUAAACAUACACCAAAUUGUGAACUUGAUAAAGAAGAAAUACAUAAUGAAACAAGCAUUACUGUAAAAAUAAUUGAGACUAGGAAAAUGGCUGAAGACAAUGUUCCAGAAGUACAACCUUUGCAGAAAGAAUCUUCAAAAGACAAGAUAACAGAUGAACAGGAUCAGCUGGCAGGUUGUCUGGAAUUUCUAGCUGAAGAUGAAAAUAAUAAAGAAAUCAAACAUUCAUUAGUUGAUGGUUCUAACAUAGAAACAAAUGGAUUAUCUAAUAGUGCUGAUAGUGAAGCUGCAGAAGAAACUACUGAUCUCACAAGUGCAAUAAGAAGCUCCAGAGUAAAAGAUGAAGAUGAACGUCAACUAAAUGAUAGCAAUUUAAAAACAGAAAAUGCAAACUCUGGAAACAUUAGAAUAGACAAUAAUCAUGACACUCACAAAGUUUUUGACGAAGACGAUGUGGAAGUAAACUUUGAUGAUACAGUGAAGGAAGUAAUUUCAAAUGAGUCAACACAAAUUGAGAACACUGUAGUAGCUUCAUUAGAAAAUGAAACUGAAGUUAUAAAAGAUAAAGAACAUAAUGAAGAUAAAACAGCAAUCAUACAUGUAAAUGAUGCAGAACACGAAAAAAUGGACAUAGACAAUGAUGUAGACAUGCCUUCAUCAGAGAAAACCAAGAUUGAUGAUACAGAGAAUUCUAAUGAUGUUACAGAAGGAAUGGAGGUUAUUGAAAACUCUAUGGAACAAAUGGAUGAGUCUUCUAACCUUUCUGGUGAACACACAAAACAUGAAGAGUCUUCCUCUAGUGAUAACGUUUCUGUCAGUGCCAAAGAGGAAAAAAUGAAAGACGAAAAAUCCAAGGACCUGCAAAACUCUUCGGAGACAGCUGCUAGUAUAAAUGACAACUCCUGCAGUCCUAAGGGAGACAAUGCCAGCAGUCUCAGCAGUGAUGACGCAAUGAUGAUAGAUUUAAAAGAUAGUUCACAGAGCACAAACAAAUUGGAAAGUUUGAAGAGUCUUGAAACUGACUCCAAAGAUUUAGCCAAGCCAACCAUAAAAGAGGAGAAAACAGAUAAAGAAGAUGAUGAUGUUAUUGCCAUUAAAGAAGAAAAGAAGCCUCCACCAAAAGUUCUCAAGUCAAAGAUGCAGAAAUGCAUUGUGUGUGCGAAGUUUGGGAAAUGCAAGUACAACAUCGUACGUAACGGUGACAUCAAGCAUCUGUGUGAUGACGAGUGUUUCAAACGUUUCCGUGCCAGCCCCACCACUUAUCUGCGCCAGGUGGAGGUGACAGCGACCUUGACCCCUGGGGACAAGAUCAAGGCCACUGGUGCCUCCCAGGCCCCUGUGACCCCUGCCUCUGCUCCCACCGCCAGUGAGAAACUUGCCGCCAAACUUAAUGAGAAAGCAGCCAUGCAGCAGACCCAGAAAGAUUACAAAACCUGCAGUGUGUGCCAGUUGAUAAACGUCCGCACUGCCAAGCCGUUCUUGAACUGGCAGGGAAUGGAUUACUGUGGCGAGGAAUGCCUCGGUAAAUUCCAGGCAGGUUUGAGUAGCACCUGCAGCAAUUGUUCAACAGCCAUCUUCCAGCGAAACAAAACCAAAUAUAUUUGCAAUGUCGGCUCCGAGUUGAAGCAUUUCUGCAGCGAAGGAUGUCAUGCUGACUUUCUAAAAAAGACCAAAUUUUGUGCAUAUUGCAACAAAGAUUUGUCUACUGUGACUAACUCGUUUAUGGCACCUGUAGACGAUAUGGGUCAUUUUAAAGACUUUUGUGGCCAAGUGUGUUUACAGAAUUUCGAAAUUAAGAACAAGGAAGGUGGCGAAACAACUGAGGGGACAAAAUGGAAAUCAGUGAAAGUUCAAGCAGGCAAUCAUAGUUGUGCUGUGUGUAACCGUAUGGCUGUGCCAAAACACUGCCUGCAGCAGGAUAAUUCAUCGGACAAGUUCAGUCUGCUGUGCAGUGAUCCGUGCCUGUCUGCGUUCAAAUAUGCCAACAAAAUAGAACUCAGUUGCUGCGACCAGUGUGGGCUCAGUUUGAAUGGUGACCUAGCUAAUGGCCAGAUUGUGCAAUUCGAGGGCCAACAGAGACGUUUCUGCAGCUUUAUGUGCGUUAAUCUUUUCCGAACACUGAAUUUGAAACGUGUCCAGUGUGCUUGGUGCUCUACGAAGAAGAACAACUUUGAUAUGAUUGAGAGAGUGGAUGCGAGCAAUCGCUUUCAGUUGUUCUGCUCCCUGAACUGCCUUUCACUUUACAGAGUGAACCUUCAAGCCACCUCUAAUCAGAAUGUAGUCUGCGACCAGUGCCGCAAGUUCGUCCCAGCCCAGUACCAUCUGACAAUGAGCGAUGCGUCAGUACGCAACUUCUGCUCAUACGGGUGCGUGAUGACAUUCCAGCAGCAGUUCCAGACUCCUGUGAAGCCCUCCACACCCCAGCAACCUGCGCCCACACAACAGCAGCAGCCUGCCCAGAAGACCACACCCCAGCAGACGGUGACCCGGUCCGGGCGCGUGGUCUCUUUGAAAGGCAACAUAUCGCCACAGCCAAACAUGCCAGCAGCCAGAAACAACAUAAAGGCUGUCAGUGCUGCCACAAAUGUGACGGAUUCAUUCCCUAUCAUCUCCAAUGUGAUCUCAUUGGCUCCUCAAAAGUCACCAGCCCCACAGCCAGAGGUGAAUAUGAAAACACUGCCUGCUGCCGCAUCCAACACUCCGACUCCUGUCGGGAAGACAAGCUCUGCGGCAGGCAGCCAAAUGGUUCAUCAGCAGAUCAUUAUACAGCCCCCUUCCCCUAAGCCCAUGAAGAACAAGGCAUUGCUAUGCAAGCCUAUCACCAUGACGAAGGCAACUUCCUGUAGGCCACACACACAGUCCAAGGAAGUGCAGACAGAUAAGUCAGAGCCAGACCGUUACUUCAUCCCAGUACCGGUUCCCAUUUAUGUACCGACGCCCCUGUCCAUGUACAGCAUGCCCACCCCCAUACUGGUACCCGUACCUGUGCCUGUACCGGUUCCCAUAUUCAUACCCACCACCAAGAAGAGCGCCACCAGCAUCCUCAAGCAGAUCAAGGACAUCCGCGAGAAGAUCCCAGCAGACCCACUGGAGGCAGAGCUUCUUAUGAUGGCAGACAUGGUGGCAGGCAAGGAGGACUCGUCUGGGACCUCCAGCAGUGAGGAGGAAGAGGAGAUUGAAGCACCCGUUUCCAAGGUGAUCAAGGAUGUGACCCCUACCCCAGGCCCCUCGGGUGCCUCUGGGGCCGACCUGGGGGAGGACAUGCUUCAGAUGGCCCUGCGUAUGGCCACGGAGAUGUCAGAGGAACCUGCCAUGGACCUCGAGAACUCUCUAGAACCUGUCGCUGUCAAUACAGCUCCACCACAGCCGAUACAAGCAAGCGCCCCAGACGAUGAUGACGAUGAAGACGAGUACAUCCCUGCCUCCACACGCAGCAGACGGUCGCGAGGAGGGGGCAGUACGAACAAGCGACAAUCCAACUCCACACCAAGACGCCAAUCGAAGCGACAGAAAGUGGACACCCCACAGCCGUUGUACAAGGAUCCGUCGCCCUCCCCACCACCUCCAGCCGUUGCCCCUCCCCCUGACAUGAACUUCCAUCUCAAGUACACGUAUGGUGUUAACGCGUUCAAGCACUGGGUGCUGCAGAAGAACGCUCAGCUGGAGCAGACGUCAAAGACUGGAUACGGAAAGACAUUAAAGACGUUCAAGUCAGACAUUCUUCAGUGCACAGCGGACGAGCUGAACUACUCGCUGUGUCUCUUUGUGAAGGAAGUGAGGAAACCCAAUGGGGAAGAGUACGCUGUAGACAGUAUAUACUACCUGUGCCUAGGCAUUCAACAGUAUCUGUUUGAAAAUGGCCGCAUCGACAAUAUAUUCAGCGACUUUUAUUAUGACAGAUUUACGGAGUGUCUAAAUGAAAUACUAACAAGAUAUGAACCAAAAUUGAAUCAUGCAGGUCAGCUUGUGUGUCGUAUAGAGGAGGAGCACCUAUGGGAGUCCAAGCAGCUGGGCGCACACUCCCCCCACGUCCUGCUCAACUCCCUGGUGUACUUCAACACCAAGUACUUCAUGCUGAAGACCUCCGAGGACCACCUCCGUCUCUCCUUCACCCACAUCAUGAAGCACUGGAAGAAGACCCCGUCCGGGCGCGGCUCUGGUACUGGGCCUAACUCGGGAAGAAGUGUAUAUCUCAGAUACUACUGCCCAACGCCACAGGGGAAAGAGGUACAGCAGCAAAAGAAGAAGAAGGAAGAGAUGCCAGUGUAUGAGCAGACAGAGAACUUUGAUAACCCACUAAGGUGCCCAGUCAAACUGUACGAGUUCUACCUGUCAAAAUGCCCGGAAAGUAUCAAGAACCGGAAUGACACAUUCUACUUGGUACCGGAGAGGUCAUGUGUACCUGACAGCCCGGUCUGGUACUCCACCUCGUCCCUGGGCGUAGACCACAUGGCUAAGAUGCUCAACCGGAUACGACUGGUCCGGGAAAUACAAGAAGCUCACCUGCACACACAGCCUGUGUACGUCUGAUGGGUGCUAAACAUGUGAACACGUAGCCUGUGUAUGUCAGAGUGACAGUAAAUAUGUGAACAUAUGGCCUGUAUUUGUUUGAUGGAUGCUAAAUAUGUGAAAAUAUUGGUGGUUCUCAAAGACAGCAAAAUAUUUGAGAGUCAUCACAUGUGUGAACACUCACUCAGACUGAAGACUGCUUGCCAAUGGUAUCUGCAAAUGACCUUAGUAUCAUUAAUACAUGAUACGUGCUCUGUGAACAAGGGGGUUUAAUGCAGGUGUGUAAAGUGUCGUCCCAGGUUAGCCUGUGCAGUCUGUACAGGCUAAUCAGGAACGAAACUUUCCGCAUGUAUGGUAUAUUUCGUUUUCAGAAAGUCUCUUAUCAAAAAUCCAGUUAGGCAGAAAAUGUCGUCCCUGAUUAGCCUGUGCGGACUGCACAUGCUAAUAUGGGAAAACACUUUACGCACAUGCAUUAAACCCCUUUUUCACAGAGCACAGUCUAUAUGACGUGGCCACUCUUUCGUUAUAUGACAUAUGUCAUUGCAGAGUGAUACCAAAAGCUGCAAUAACCAUUUGUAAAUAAACUCAUAUUUGAUCAUGAAGACUAAAAUGUGAAUGAAUAGCAAAUAUCUCACAAUUAUUUGCAUAGUUGUAAUGUCUUUAUACGACAAGCAAGAAGUGAGCAUUUGCUUUUAAGAAAUUGUUUUAGGAAUGUAUUGUCAUUGAAAGCUAGGUAUUCACCGUUUAUUAAUUAUGUCAAGCCAUUUAGUUCAUGCAAAAGGUACAAUAUGCAGUAAUGUGAGUUGGAAUUUCAUUACAGUUUAUUUCUUUAUUACUGCAGGGCCCUCGUUUGGCUGUUUUUGGGGCCGAAAUUCGGCCCUCGGCCCGAUUUCUAGUGUAAUUUUUCCUCCUUUCAGCUAAUUUCCUCACUUAAAAUGUCAAAUUAAUUUUACAAAUAUUUACUUUGCUGGAUUUAUAUACAAAAUGAUGCUUUUAUUUGAAACCUGUAAUGGGGAUUUUCCUUUUUAAAUCACACCCAAAGUUAAAGGAGCUUUUUUUUAUUAAAUGAUGGCUGUUGUUAUGUUUAAGUACAAAUAAUACAUUGUCUGUAAAUUAACUUUUGGCAAAUGGGUGAUAUACUAAGGAUGACAGCGGAAUGUUUCGCAAAAAAAAAGGAAUUUGUAUAUAGUUUACAAAUUGUUAUUCAGAGUUUUUUUGUAAAAAGUUUUUUGUAAAAUGAUUUUUGUAACAUUUUUUUUGCAUAUGAAUUUCUUUUUGUGUAUUAUUUUAACUUUAAAAUAACUACUUAUGUUGUGUUGUUUUUGUUUUGUUGUUUUUUGUAAUGAUGUGUAAUAAAUAUUUUUGGAAGUUAAAAAAUGUAAGAUAUGCAAAGAAGGGUUAAUCACUUUAAAAUAAUGUCUGUACUUCUGGUACUAGUGUUCACAAACCAGUCAUGCAUAAAAAUAUAAGACCCCAACACACAAAGUUUCAAAGGAAGUCUAUAAAAGUCUCUCUGUCAGUCUCUCGUUUGUAAUGUUAAAAGUUUAUGGAUCAAACUUCCACAUUUCACAAGUGAUUAAAUUGAAACUUAUUUUUCAUCUCUAUGAUGUACAUUACACAUUAAUGUCCACAUAUUUUCCCUAGGAAUUGCAAUUUACUUGUUGUUUGUGAAUAUUUUCAUAUCCAUCAGCAAAAAAGUAUGGACAUCACAAUGUUGUUUUUUUUAAUUUCUCAUUGCUACAUUUAAAUCAUGAUUUUGGUAGUGGAUUUUCCAUUUCUCUGGAAAAAUAAUCGUUAUGCUUUGUAUAUAGAUAUAUGCUCUAUGUUUAUGAUUGUAGCAUAAAAGUUUUAGAACUUUUA
Molecule: messenger RNA, 8590 nt
Organism: Dreissena polymorpha
Lineage: Eukaryota; Metazoa; Mollusca; Bivalvia; Myida; Dreissenidae
Product: zinc finger MYM-type protein 4-like
Exons: 23
Coding region: 50-6751 (2233 amino acids)
Source: RefSeq, a predicted model, not a curated record